AUGGCUGCAACCACCAGUUUGGCAUCGGACCUGCCCGUGUUCUACAUGAACGAUGUUUAUAAAUUCAACGAGUGGGGAAAGCAGUCGGUCCCGGGAUUUCACGACCGAUUGCCCGCAGUUGCAUUCUUGGCCAGGAAGUGCGGAGAAAGGGGAGAUCUGGUUUCGAGGCUUGCUGAGCUGGGAGUUCCUGUGCAUUCGCUUGGCAAAUGUGCGCCAAAGCGAACCACAAACAAGUUCACUCACGAGAUUGCCACGGGAGACAAGGUCAGCGUCAUCAGCAAAUAUCGCGUAUAUCUUGCCUUCGAGAACAGUAUAGAGCCAGGCUAUGUCACUGAGAAGGUCUAUGACGGCUUCAAGGCUGGAUGCGUUGGGGUUUAUUCUGGAGCACCGGACAUUCAGAGAUUCGUGCCCCCCGGCUCCCUCAUCGAGAUCAGCAAGGAGACGGUUGUGGAUGCCGCGGCGAAUAUCAAGGAGGCCCUGAGGAGCGAGGACGCCUGGAACCGGCUGAACUGGUGGAGGCAGGUUCCCGUGUCCGAGUGGCAGGGCGGGAGCUUCUUGCGAUCGUGGGGCGCGCCUGGCGAGACGCCUCCCGCUGGAUUCCAUCCGGACCUCGGCUGCCGCAUAUGCCGGGCGGCGUACGCCCACAAGCAUCCCGAGGAGACCAGGUUUGACCCGAAGACCCAGACCCUGGAGAGGCUGGCCCCGGGUGCGUGA
This is a messenger RNA of Prorocentrum cordatum, 714 nucleotides long. The record is from the annotation of a GenBank genome assembly. NCBI's taxonomy places the organism in Eukaryota, Dinophyceae, Prorocentrales, Prorocentraceae.